Xylaria bambusicola is the source of this 1560-nucleotide messenger RNA. RefSeq lists its product as uncharacterized. The record is from RefSeq and is a predicted model, not a curated record. Gene Ontology annotation, molecular function: S-methyl-5-thioribose-1-phosphate isomerase activity. NCBI's taxonomy places the organism in Eukaryota, Fungi, Ascomycota, Sordariomycetes, Xylariales, Xylariaceae. The transcript is spliced from 3 exons. The coding region runs from base 150 to 1334 and encodes 394 amino acids.
GGUACAAGAUUUCGGGCCUCAACUUUUCAUUCUUCUAUAUUAUAUACUCUCCUCUUCUUUUAUACUCCUCAUUCUAUCGAGUGCCCUCCUUUCUUCCUCGGACUGCCACCAGAGCAGACAGUGAGUCGACUAUCAACAGACCCUUCGCCAUGUCGGGUCUUCAGGCCAUCCGAUACACGAGGGGCAAGUUAGAGGUGCUGGACCAGCUCCGACUGCCCCACGAACACCACUACGACCAUGUCGCGACAAGUGAGGAGGCAUUCGACUGCAUCAAAGCGAUGCGCGUAAGAGGCGCCCCAGCAAUCGCCAUAGUCGCAGCGCUCGCACAUGGUGUCGAAUUACAUGAAGGGGCAUGCAAAGCAUCAACCGCAGCCGAAACAAUAUCCUACAUCGACUCUCGCCUAGACUACCUGAAAGAAUCGCGGCCGACCGCCGUCGAUCUGACCAACGCCAUAACACACCUGAAGUCCGUCGUCCGCGCCGUCGAGACCUCCACUCUAGACCAAGCCGCUGCCAAUUCAGCCAUCAUAGACGCCUACAUCGCCGCCGCCGAGGAGAUCUUUCGGAAAGACACCGAGACAAACCUCUCCAUCGGCGAGCACGGAAGCAAAUGGCUCUUCGCCAAUGCGCCCGUCAAAUCGCCCGAGGGCAAAGUCUCAGUCCUCACGCACUGCAACACAGGCUCGCUCGCGACGUCAGGCCACGGCACCGCCCUCGGCAUCAUCCGCUCGCUGCACUCAGCGGGGAACCUGCACCACGCCUUCUGCACCGAGACGCGCCCCUAUAACCAAGGAAGCCGACUGACGGCCUUCGAGCUCGUAUACGAGCGCAUGCCAGCGACACUAAUCACAGACUCAAUGGCGGGCGCGCUCUUCGCCACCAAGAAAGCGGAGAAGUACAUUUCCGCCGUCAUCGUCGGCGCCGACCGCGUCGUGCGCAACGGCGACACGGCCAACAAGGUCGGCACCUACGCUCUCGCCGUGCUAGCGCGGUAUCACGGCAUCAAGUUUAUCGUGGCGGCGCCCACGACAAGCAUUGACUUGCAGACGACGACGGGCGCAGACAUCAAGAUCGAGGAGCGCAAGCCGGAGGAGCUCACGCAAAUCAGCGGCGCCGUGGUCGGGUCCGAUGGUAAAGUAGACAUCACCCGCGUCGCGAGGGUCGCAACAGCGCAUCAGGAGAUAGGGGUAUGGAACCCCGCCUUCGACGUCACGCCAGCCGAGCUCAUCGACGCCGUCGUGACGGAAAAGGGUGUCGUUGUCAAGGGUGAGAACGGCGCUUUCGACUUUCGGGAUAUCAUGCCGGAGAGGUGGGCAGCGGUCGUAGAGAAAUAAGCCAAGUUGAUAUGAAUUAAAAACGCUAAAUAAGGGUAUCUUUAAUGCUGUCCCCUUUCCCCCCACAUGUCGUGAGAGUAGCCUAGGCUGUCAGUUCCCUUUGUGCGUAUCGCAUGAUAGCAUCCCUCGCGGUAUACCCUUGCCCGUACACCACCUCUAGCCUUACUGUAAACCAACGCUUUUCAUUUAUCUUGCUCAUUAAUCAUGCUUGCCUCCACCAUAUUCC